UGCGCGGUGGGAAGGUCACAGGGAGGUGCUGAUUCUAAGAAUUUGACAGCAUAUUUUCAACACUCAAGAUUGAUUUCUCAAGACUGAUCUUGCCUGAGAAAGAAGCCCGAAGUGGAAAGAAACGCCUCCAGAAUGGCUCUUUCCCAGGCACUGUUGACAUUCAGGGAUGUGGCCAUAGAAUUCUCUCAGGAGGAGUGGGAAUGCCUGGACACUACUCAGAGGGCUUUGUACAGGGACGUGAUGUUGGAGAACUACAGGAACCUGGUCUCUCUUGAUAUCUCUGCUAGAUUUGUGGUCAAGGAAUUACCACCAGAAAAAAAUAUUAAUAAAGAAGAAUUAUAUCAACCUGUGAUAAUGGAAAAGCAAGAAAGCUAUGGUAUUGAGUAUUUUUACUUCAAUGAUGUCUGGGAAAACAAGUAUGAAGUUAAGAGUCAGUGGGCACAUAAUGAACGAAAUUACAAAGAAGUGACUAUGACCCAUGACAAAAAUUACACUGGUGUAAGAGGGCAACAACUUAACAAAUCCUGGACUGAUUUACAACCAGAACAGUGUGUUUCUGUAAGAAAAUGUGCAUAUCAAUGUUUUAAACAUAACUUAUUUAUAAGGAAUUUGUUAAAACUAAAAUAUAACUUAGGCUAUGCAGGAAGAAAAUAUAGGAAACAUUUUCAAACUAACAUUGGGUUAAGCUUUCAGGCACGUCUGGCAAAAAUGCAGAGGUUUCAAACUGAGGAUAAAAUGUAUGGUUGUAAUCAAGUUGAGAAGUCUAUCAACAAUGGCUCCUCAGUUUCACUACUUCAAAGAACUCCUAGUGACAAAACCAACAUUUGUAGUAAAUAUGAGAAGGUUAUUAUGCAUCUUUUAUUACUCACACGACACCAGAAAAUACACACUGGAGAAAAACCUUACAAAUGUAAUGAAUGUGGGAAGGCUUUUAGCCAAUGCUCAAUCCUCAACAGUCAUCAUAAAAUUCAUUCUGAGCAGAGACCUUACAAAUGUAGUGAGUGUGGCAAAACCUUUACCAUUCAUUCAAAUCUUACUCAACACAAGAGAAUUCACACUAGAGAGAAACCUUACAAAUGUAAUGAAUGUGGUAAGGAAUUUACCAGACAGUCAUACUUGUGGGGUCAUGAGAGAAUUCAUACAGGAGAGAAACCUUACAAAUGUGAUGACUGUGGCAAAGCCUUUAACCGGCUUUCAAACCUCAGGAGGCAUCAGAGAAUCCAUACUGGAGAGAAACCAUAUGAAUGUAAUGUAUAUGGCAAGGAUUUUACCAUACAUUCACAUCUUCGGGGUCAUGAAAGAAUUCAUACUGGACAAAAGCCUUUCAAAUGUAAUGACUAUGGAAAAGCCUUUACUGAGCAUUCAAACCUUACUCAACAUAAGAGAAUCCAUACUGGUGAGAAACCUUACACAAGUAAUGAAUGUGGUAAGGAUUCUCCCACAUAUUCACACCCUUGGGAUCAUAAGAGAAUUCAUACUGGAGAGAAGCCUUUCAAAUGUCAUGACUGUGGAAAAGCCUUUACUGAGCGUUCAAAUCUUACUCAGCACAAGAGAAUUCACACUGGAGAGAAACCUUACAAAUGUAAUGAAUGUGGUAAGGAAUUUACCAGACGUUCAUACCUGUGGGGUCAUGAGAGAAUUCAUACAGGAGAGAAACCUUACAAAUGCGAUGACUGUGGCAAAGCCUUUAACCGGCUCUCAAACCUCAGGAGGCAUCAGAGAAUCCAUACUGGAGAGAAACCAUAUAAAUGUAAUGUAUGUGGCAAGGAUUUUACCAUACGUUCACACCUUUGGGGUCAUGAGAGAAUUCAUACUGGAGAAAAGCCUUUCAAAUGUAAUGACUGUGGAAAAGCCUUUACUGAGCAUUCAAACCUUACUCAACAUAAGAGAAUCCAUACUGGUGAGAAACCUUACAAAUGUAAUGAAUGUGGUAAGGAUUUUCCCACACGUUCACACCUUUGGGGUCAUGAGAGAAUUCAUACUGGAGAGAAGCCUUACAAAUGUGACGAAUGUGAUAAAGCUUUUACUGGGAGUUCAAAUCUUACUCAGCAUAAGAGAAUCCAUUCUGGAGAGAAACCAUAUAAAUGUAAUAUAUGUGACAAGGCCUUUAGUCAAAAUUCAAGCCUCACCGUUCAUCAGAGAAUUCAUACUGGGGAGAAACCUUACAAAUGUAAAGAAUGUGGCAAAGCAUUUAAGCAGUACUCAAGCCUCACUAGACAUCAGAAUAUACAUCCUGGAGAGAAGCCACACAAAUGUAAUAUAUGUGGUAGGGCAUUUAUCAAACUUUCACACCUGUGGGAUCAUGAAAGAAUUCACAGUGGAGAGAAACCCUACAAAUGUGUUGUAUGUAGCAAGGCCUUUAGGCAACGGUCUGACUUCAAGAUUCACCAAAGAAUUCAUACUGGAGAGAAACCUCACAAAUGUAUUCAGUGUGGUAAAUCGUUUAACCAGUUUUCACAAUGGACCAAACAUCAGAGAAUUCAUUCUAGAGGAAAUUAAAUCUCUAGUCCUUCUCAAAGAUUAAUCAAUCUCAGAUAUUAAAUUCUACAGAGUAACUACAAGUCAAAAUCAUUUAAAAGGCAUGACAUGUUGAGUGUCAAAGGAACAAGGAUGUCUGUAGAAAGGUCCAAUUAUAUUCAGUCUAUAAAAUAUUUUUAUUCUGAUAUUUGAGGUUUCUUUAAAAAGCUACAUUAUUAAUGUCAAUCAUUGGGAGGUGUGAAAUGUGUUAAUUUUAUGCCUUCAUCACAGACAUUUGAUGUGCCAUCAUGAUGUUCCCCUGAAAGGGAUCAGUAAGAUGAAAGCGCCUACUUUAUUAGGUAGGGUUCAUUCACAUUAAGGACUUUGAAUUUUAAAAUAUAAUACUGUAUAAAUGAGAAUGAGACUGUGGAAAGGGGAAGAGAACAGAUAUGAAACUAUAAACUUAAUCAUCAUAUUUAAUAUGUUCAGGGUCCCUUUCUACAAGUUUGUUGGUACGAUGGGGGGCCACUGUGGACUAUCAGAAAGGAGUGCUCUGCCAGCUGACCAUGAAACACAAAGAACGGGCCAGAACAUUGAGAGAUUGAACUUUUCAUUGCAGCAGUAUCAUAAGCUACCAGGGACUGCUUAUAUGGUGGAGUAAUAGAAGGGAAAUGGUCACUCGUUUGAAAAGAAAUAGAUGUUGUGUAUCAAAGAUUAAUGAAAAAAUCAUCGUACUCUUGGUAACUGAAUAAAGCAGUUAUCAGGGAGGAGAGAUGAAUCAAAAGAAUCAGAAUGCAGUACAUAUGUGGGAUUCACAUAACCACUGAUAUGCAUUUUGCUACCAUUUUAUUUAGAA
This is a messenger RNA of Trichechus manatus latirostris (Florida manatee), 3313 nucleotides long. Its product is annotated as zinc finger protein 665. Gene Ontology annotation, biological process: regulation of transcription by RNA polymerase II. The transcript is spliced from 4 exons. Lineage: Eukaryota; Metazoa; Chordata; Mammalia; Sirenia; Trichechidae. The coding region runs from base 133 to 2499 and encodes 788 amino acids. Gene Ontology annotation, molecular function: RNA polymerase II cis-regulatory region sequence-specific DNA binding; DNA-binding transcription factor activity, RNA polymerase II-specific. The record is from RefSeq and is a predicted model, not a curated record.